Oncorhynchus kisutch (coho salmon) is the source of this 3472-nucleotide messenger RNA. RefSeq names its product calcium uptake protein 2, mitochondrial. The record is from RefSeq and is a predicted model, not a curated record. Bases 1098 to 2423 code for a protein of 441 amino acids. NCBI's taxonomy places the organism in Eukaryota, Metazoa, Chordata, Actinopteri, Salmoniformes, Salmonidae. The transcript has 12 exons. Gene Ontology annotation, cellular component: uniplex complex. Gene Ontology annotation, molecular function: calcium ion binding. Gene Ontology annotation, biological process: calcium import into the mitochondrion; mitochondrial calcium ion homeostasis.
AGACAGGAAGGUUGCAUUUGCUGUUGGAUUGUAACUGCCGGUUAACUGGCGUACCUUGAGAGGGCAAGAACAAGAUGUAUGUCAGGAGAAGUGCAGUAUUAUCAUAAGGAGAUGUGGUUAAGUUUUCGGAGCCCGAGGUUUGCACCAAGGGUCAGGAUCAAGAUGUGUCUGUGACAGUAGGAGUAAAAAAAAAAUAGAAAAAUUGAACCCUUGCCUUUUGGCUGAUCCAUUUGUGGAUUCAGGCUGGGUGAAAACAGAUUUGGGUGCUGUGGAAUCCGUGAAGGUAAUCAGAAGUGGUCUUUUGAUAAUUGCGUGUUUCUGCUGGUCAGAGGGAGCAGGCACUCCACAUUAAACGAUUGGGGACAAGAGAGGUGAAUUGUUUUGCUCUCAAGGAAAGGGUGCCAUUGCAAGGAGUGAUUACUGGGGUAGAGGUAAAUGGGAAAAAUGACCAACUGAAGGUGAAGAUUCCGGGGGUUUGCGAUGCUUGUAGUUUGAUGCGACCCAGACAGGGUGGCGUGAGUGGUGGAACAGAAGAGUUGUCUGUCCUUUUUAGUUUUGAUAUUCAUUCUUUGCCCAAUGAAGUGAUGUUACGAUAUGUAAGUUAUCCCGUAUGAGCUUUUGUGCCGAAUACAUUACGUGGUUACAGGUGUCAACCUUAUGUGCAUGUGGCGGCUGCCACACAUGUGUAGGAGGGAGCUUCCUAGGUGUGAAAAGUGUGUGCAAGGGCAUGAGACAAAGGCAUGUGUAGCAUUGGAGAAAGUAGUGGUAUGAGUUAAUUGUAGGGAUACCCAUGGGGCUGGAAAUCAGAAAUGUCCACGAGAGAGGCAGGUUGAGGUUUCCAGGGUUAGAGUAUUGCAGAAGCUGUCUAUGCUGAGGCAGUGAAGAAAGUAAAGGAAGAUGGGUCAAGGGGGGGUCCUGAGGAGUCUUGUGAGUUGUAGAGUUGUACCAGUGCAGAGGGAUAGUCCAACAAGUGAUGUAUGAUUUAAAUAGUGGAGGGGGGGUAUUCUUUGUUUUUAUAUGGUAUUUGUUUAUUUAUUUUUAUUCAAGCAAAGUAUAAAGGUGUUAUACUCCAGUCUAGUUGGUGGCAGUAAUGCAACAUGUAUUGGAUUCCAACCGCCAAUACACGUCAUCGAAGAAGACGGUACCUAAGAAGAAGUUUACAGAAAAUGGCCAGCUUUGGCAGGGUUGCUGGAGUUUUGAGAAACUUUUGGAGGAGACCUUGGUCAUACAGAACGCUGCAUAGUGCCCUGAGACCUGGCAUUUUGGGGUUUGCCGUUGGAAGCGGGCUGGUAUAUUUUCACUUUGAGUCGAGCAAGAGGUUUUUGCCCUUCACCGUCCAUGCCGAGGAGGAAAAGGUGCUUCCAGUAUCCCAGAUGUCUGCCAGACGGAUGCGCUUCAACCAGUUUGCCUCAAUGAUGUACGAUGAGGAGCUCUACAUGACACCAAGGGAUUUCCUUUUCUCAAUCAUGCUGGAGAAUGUUGACCGUAAAUUACAAAAUAAAGCUCUAACCAAAAAGGAGGUGGAUAAGAUGCUGGAUGCUGCCUCAUGGGCCAAGGCAGGCAACAGUCUGUUCAGAAACUUUGGAGACAAUGGUCUGAUAUCCUACACAGAGUACCUGUUCCUGUUGACUAUUCUGACCAAGCCACACACAGGAUUUCAUAUAGCUUUCAAAAUGCUUGAUAUUGAUGGCAAUGAGCAUGUGGACAGAAAGGAGUUUCUCAAGCUCAAGAAAAUCAUUGGGAAAAGAAAAGCGAAAGGGCCCAUGGAAGGUGCCACAGACGUGAAACCAGUCGUAGAGGGGGAUGGUGUGAACACUACACUGCAGGCAUUCUUCUUUGGCAGGAAUGGCAAAAACAAGCUUCAGUACAAUGUAUUCUGCAGGUUCAUGGAGGACCUGCAGGCAGAGGUGCAGGAGAUGGAGUUCCUGCAGUUUUCCAAGGGCAUGGACACCAUGCGGCGGGAGGACUUUGCAGAGUGGCUGCUGCACUACACCAACGAGGAAGCCAAUGAGGCCUACUGGGAGAACAUGAGAAAGAGGAUCCCCGCUGGCCAGAGCAUCACAUUUGAUGAGUUCAAAGCGUUUUGCCUAUUCACCAACAACCUGGAGGACUUUGCCUUCUCUGUGAAAAUGAUAAGUGAAGCCAACCGACCUAUUGGAAUGGUCCAAUUUAAGCGAGCUGUGAAGAUCGCCACAGGGCACGACCUCUCGGAGAACGUGCUGGACACUGUGUUCAAGAUCUUUGACCUGGACGGCGAUAACUGCCUGAGCCACAAGGAGUUUAUCGGCGUGAUGGAGGACCGAGUACUACGUGGCUUGAAGGUGCAGCCCCAGCGUGGCAUCAUAGAUUAUUGGAAGUGUGUGAAGAGGGAGACACUGAAAGGGGCCCAAGAGGCCCUCCGGGACACAGGAAGCCCUUUUUGAGGGGUCACGUUGUUGGAUCAAGAAGCUCCUUGCGAGGUUUCACUGGGUGACUCCAAUGUAAAGCAUUGAUGGCUGACCAUCAAGUUGCUCAUGAUCAAUUGAUAUUUGUCAUUUGUGAAAAUGUUAUUACAAUAUACAUAAUCUAUGGGUAAGUGUUUUGUUUACAAUAUUUUUUAUAUUUUCUAAUUAGGCUUGGGCGUUAUACUGGGGUAUUGCCGAAUACCGACGGUAUGAUUUUCAAUACCGUGCUACUACUUAUAGCUAGCUAUAAGAAAUCUAAGAUGUCAAAUUAUAUCCAGCGUAGGGCUCCAGCUAUGCAUUUGGUUUGCUAGUGAAGUGGCUAGAUCUCAUGAUCAAGCUUCUUGGUUACAGCAGAGACAUUCAAUCCCCUCAUGGAUCAAGAUCCCUAGUGCCUAAAUUGUUUUGUGUCAAAAAAAAGUAUUAAUCUUUUGGAUGCCACUUGUGUGAACAUUUAGCGAUACUGUAUACCUCGGUAUGGUACAGAAACGGUAUGAAAAUCUAGAUACCGCCCAAUUCUAAUCCUGGAAAUUGGUUGUGACGCUUGGUACCAGUCUAUGCAUACAAGGCAUGUGAAAUGUGAGCUCGUUUGACAUUUAUUGAAUGUCUGUCACCUUUUUAUACCCUAUCUCGCUGCUCAAAUACAUUGUUUACAGUUAGAGGUGGUUUACUGUGGUAUCAUUGGAAUUUCAUUAAGUUUUAAAAUGCUGAAUCAUGGAAAAAGUAAUAUUAAAUAUGUGCCUGUCUUCAAAUGUCUAUGUACAGUUGUGCUGUAAUAUAUUGGCACCCUUUCACAAUUCACUUUCUUCUUAAAUAAAUUGUAAUUUAGGACUUGGUGUUCGUUUGAUUUGGAAUUGAUUUUUCAACGUCAAAUGGCUUGGACUAAAUUAUACAAAAUUCUAAUUCAUUUGGUUGGAAUCAGGUUAACGGUAUUUCUCAACAGGGUAAAAUUUGAAACAGUUUUGAACUUUCCUCCUUUGGAAAGUACAACUAUAUACCUUUUCUAAGAUUAAUUAAAUGUUUGAAAAAUG